AUUUCAUUUCGAUUCAUUGUAUUUAAUUUACACUUGGUAGAAGAUAUAGCAUUGUUUUUGAUUCCAUUACAGGUUAAUGACAUCAGAAGAACCUAUUUCUUAUAAAAAAUAAAGAAUUUUUUACAUUCUUAUAAAUCAAAAACUCAGGCUAUUGAUCGUGAGAUAAGAAGUAGGUAAGCUGAGUGAAAUGCCUCUUUCCAUGAGAAUCUGUAUCGCACUUGAAACACCAAGAAAUAGUAAGAAAAAUAUAUUCAAGUUCAAAUGGAUCCAAAAUAUUGAUACGAAGAUGUAUUAUGAAAUACCAGCUGACAAACAGAAUCCAAGUGAUCAUUGUGCACUCUUUGCUGUUCAGAAAGUGAAGAAUAUUUUGAGUUCAAUAAAAACAACGGGAUCAUUCCGCGCAUGUGUUAUUCCACUUACUACUGAAUUAGAGCAACUAUAUUUCGAUGACGAUGGAGAUGUGAUUUCCAAAGAGGAGUAUUUACAGCUGACAUAUUCACCUGUAUAUGAAACAAAACCUGAGAAAGAACAGACAGUGCUUUCAGAAUUGCUGAAGAAGAUUAAAGAAAUGAAUAUUUCUGUUAGCAACAAGAAGGAUAUCAAGGAUAUAAAGGAUAACUUCGUUCUCAACAAUUUUGAUGGAAAAAAUGCAUCAGUUACGUCAUCGUUGGAGACCUUUGAGACUCAAUGCUCUCGAUGUGGAGUAGAAGCUGAUGCAGACAAAAUACUGACUCUACGUUUGUUUCUCGGAGGAACAGCUAAAGAAUGGUUUGCUUCUAAAUUAAUAGUAUUAGGUUAGAACAAUUCUUUUGCAACUUGGAAGAAGAAGUUUUUGGAUAGCUUCUGUGAAACGAGUUUAGAUGAAUUUAGGGAGGCAUAUUCAUUUAGAUACAUGGGUGGAAGUUUAGUUGAUUAUGUUUUUCAAAAGGUAAAUUUGUUGCUGAAUCGGAACAACCGACAUUUUGAUUGAUUUGAUUGCGAUAAAUUUGCCAAUUUUUGUUCAGGAUAGAAUUAAUAGAUCAGAGGUUAAGACUUUUGAGAAACUAAUUGGUGAAUUAAGAAAGUUGGAAAGUUUAGUCAAAAAUUACAGUAGUCGAAUUAACAAGAAUAAAAGCAUGAAGCAAAAUAAUGAACAAGUAUCUUUAAAAGGAGCAGAUGAAAAGAAACCAUGCUCAUUUUGUGAUAGGAAUGGUUUUCCUGGGCGACUACAUCCAGAAUCUUUAUGCCAUUUAAAAAUAAAAAAUAAUAAAAAGCAAGAGAUUGUGAAUGGUAUUAUAAGGACAGUGAA
Coccinella septempunctata (seven-spotted ladybird) is the source of this 1288-nucleotide messenger RNA. RefSeq lists its product as uncharacterized. The transcript is spliced from 2 exons. Lineage: Eukaryota; Metazoa; Arthropoda; Insecta; Coleoptera; Coccinellidae. The record is from RefSeq and is a predicted model, not a curated record. The coding region runs from base 188 to 799 and encodes 203 amino acids.